UAGACGAACCGUCCCUCAACAGUCCGUUCGGUGGAUGCGGGUCAUGAACCAUGAGCCCCUCUGAGACAGUGAAUGUCAUCCACCUCUGAACAGUUGAAGCACGCUUCAAUCAAGUUUAUUCGAAAUCCCUUUCUCUGAGAUCUGUCUGUCCAUUGGGUUUGUAAGGGCUCUGCGCCCAAACACAAGAACCCCCGCAUGUCCACCCCCGGUCUCGGAGCGUUCACGCGGCGAGGAAUGCGGGAAUAUGGGCGGAGGUUCCCCGCGUUUUGUUGAACUACAAAGUGCAUGCCAGAUAUGUGGAUGGUGGUUGUCCUUGGCGCUUUUGAUGGAUCGGCGUUGAGAUUUGUAUAUUGUCCCAAUCAAGGAGUCAAUGUUCCUUCUGAGAGUCUUCCCUCUCGUCUGUCACAGAACUUUACCUACCAUCAAUUUGGUGACACCUGGAAAGAUCAUGUACUUAGUGUCCUCGAUGACUUUUGUGGAAGUGAAAAUGUCAGAUCACCACAUCGGCCCGUCCCUUUCAUUCAUUCCUUUCAGGUUUCCCCUACCCGAACGACUAGAUCGCCCCGGUCGGUGCGGAGAAGCCACCGUUACGAUGAAUGCAACGCUCCCCAUUCCCCGCUCCGAAAGGUUGUUUACACACACCACAUUAUGAAGAGCAAGGGAAUUCACGGCGUGAUCAUGGCAUAGGGGCGUUCUCGUUCCCGAACUAGCCACUUCAGAAGCGGAAGGUCCAAAAGGUGAG
Molecule: messenger RNA, 742 nt
Organism: Neurospora hispaniola
Lineage: Eukaryota; Fungi; Ascomycota; Sordariomycetes; Sordariales; Sordariaceae
Exons: 1
Coding region: 286-687 (133 amino acids)
Source: RefSeq, a predicted model, not a curated record